Molecule: messenger RNA, 1762 nt
Organism: Ficedula albicollis (Collared flycatcher)
Lineage: Eukaryota; Metazoa; Chordata; Aves; Passeriformes; Muscicapidae
Gene: ASB7
Product: ankyrin repeat and SOCS box containing 7
Exons: 6
Coding region: 235-1191 (318 amino acids)
Biological process (GO): intracellular signal transduction
Molecular function (GO): protein binding
Source: RefSeq, a predicted model, not a curated record
CCUUAAAGGAGAAUUAAAAAUAGUGACUCCAAAGAACAAAAUAACACAGAAGAGAGAAAACAGCACUCAGAAAACCCCCAGAAAGGGGUAGCAGGUUGUUUGACACACAUGGGCACAGAAGAUUAUGAACAGUGAAAACAAUGAAGAGUGGGACAUCCAUCAAAGAGUAACAACCUCUCAUAAGGUGACUCGUGUGAGCUCAUGAGGCUCCUGUAAAGGCCAGACUCAGCUAGGAUGUUACACCACCACUGCAGGAGGAACCCUGAGCUACAGGAAGAGUUGCAGAUCCAGGCUGCCGUGGCCGCCGGCGAUGUUCACACCGUGCGCAAGAUGCUGGAGCAGGGAUAUUCUCCAAACGGUCGGGAUGCCAACGGCUGGACCUUGCUUCAUUUCUCUGCAGCAAGAGGCAAGGAGCGAUGUGUCCGUGUUUUUCUGGAACAUGGAGCUGAUCCCACAGUGAAGGACUUAAUUGGAGGCUUCACCGCUCUGCAUUACGCAGCCAUGCACGGCCGGGCGAGGAUCGCGCGCCUGAUGCUGGAGUCUGACUACAGAAGUGACAUUAUUAACGCCAAGAGCAACGACGGCUGGACUCCCCUGCACGUCGCUGCUCACUACGGCAGAGACUCCUUUGUCAGGCUCCUCCUGGAGUUCAAGGCUGAGGUUGAUCCGCUCAGCGAUAAAGGUACUACACCACUCCAGCUGGCCAUUAUCCGGGAGAGGUCAAGCUGUGUGAAAAUCCUCCUGGACCACAAUGCCAACAUCGACAUUCAGAAUGGUUUCCUGUUACGAUACGCUGUGAUCAAAAGCAAUCACUCGUACUGCCGAAUGUUCCUCCAGAGAGGGGCCGAUACGAACUUGGGGCGCUUGGAAGAUGGACAGACACCCUUGCACUUGUCUGCUCUUAGAGAUGAUGUGCUUUGUGCACAAAUGUUGUAUAAUUAUGGAGCAGACACUAACACAAGGAACUAUGAAGGACAGACCCCACUGGCUGUUUCAAUAAGUAUUUCUGGAAGUAGCCGACCCUGUCUGGAUUUCUUACAAGAAGUGACAAGACAGCCCAGAAACUUGCAAGAUCUAUGCCGAAUUAAAAUCCGUCAGUGUAUAGGCCUUCAAAACCUCAAACUGCUUGAUGAGCUACCCAUUGCCAAGGUCAUGAAAGACUACUUAAAACACAAAUUUGAUGAUAUCUGAUAUCCAUGAAGAGAGGAACUCUGAGCAAGUUUAGUUCUAUUCCAGAUACUGAAGAGGCUUGUUGCCUUGCACAAAGUAUAUCCUAUGCAAAUUCUGAUUUUUCUGUGAAGUCAGAAGGCAGGUAUACACUUCCUUGGGUUUUUUAUACCACACGCUAGAAGGUCUUAAUUUUUGGUUUCUUGGUCCAGGUUUACAAGGUCCAAGCUUUCUAUACAAUAUUGCAUUUUCAAAAUUGCUGUUGGUUUUCUGUUUGUUUUCACAUUAUGUGUGCAGACUUGCUGGGGAGAUGGAAGGCAGCCCCUUGAGGGAAGUGGUUGGAGUUGGCAUGCUGAGCAAUGAUGCAAAAGCAUAAAAGUUUGGAAAUCAAGGCACCAGUCCUUCAAAAAGAUACAGACAGAUCUCCAGAGCCCUGCUUGUUAGGACCCCUGUCUCUGCCAGGUGUUUGUUUUUGCAGGACAGAGGGAAGAGGGGAUAAUCAACAUGUCCUUGGGUACUGUAUGAAUAGAAUCAGAAAUUGAGGGAAAAAAAAUGCAGUCACCCUGUUCAAUUUGAGGAGUCUAUACAUUGGUUU